Salarias fasciatus (jewelled blenny) is the source of this 958-nucleotide messenger RNA. RefSeq names its product H/ACA ribonucleoprotein complex non-core subunit NAF1-like. The record is from RefSeq and is a predicted model, not a curated record. NCBI's taxonomy places the organism in Eukaryota, Metazoa, Chordata, Actinopteri, Blenniiformes, Blenniidae. The transcript is spliced from 2 exons. The coding region runs from base 298 to 627 and encodes 109 amino acids.
GGGGGGGGCAGCCGAGGGCUCCAGGGCAUUCUUGUCCUGAAACUUACCCAGCCAGGCAAAGCCCCCGCCCCCCCCAAACCCCCAACCCAGGUUAUGGAUGAGUGAAUGUGGUGCAUUAAAAACAGGGAACCUUUCCCCUCCUCCCCCCAGGUGUGAUGCAUUAAAAUUGACGUGCAGCAUGUAGUAUGUGCAUAAAGUGACUGUGUUUGUCAUGUAUGAGGUGAGGCCUGUGCGGGUCCAGCCCGCCUGACCAGGACCACCAGAGGAUGGGACGUGGCGACUGUCCCCCAGCAAGGCAUGAGCCCAGGCACAGAGAGCAAGAGGUCCAGGAGAGACCCCCGGGAGACAGAACAACCCCCGGUAGGACCCCCACUCCCGAAUUGGACCAAGAUGCUGAGCCCGGUCCACCGAACCCAAAGCCGCCCAGGUGACGUCACAGGCCGACCGACCCGCGGAGGAGCCGCCAAGGCUGAUGCCGGCGCCAACCCAAAGAGAGAGCCAGACCCCCAGCCGCCCCCGCAAGCAGAGGAAGGCCCCCGGCCCCCCGGAGGACAGAAAGACGGAGGCAAGGGAGCAGGUGCAACCAUGCCAGCUGCUGGUGCUGGCAGGUUCAGUUCUGUCCUUUGACUCUGCGUUGUGUUUUUAUUGUCUUUAAUAACGAGGACAGAGACGAUUGUAGGGAUUUCGCCCCACAACGGCCGUUUAUUGCUUCCUGCAGUGGCAAUGAAUGAAAGAGCUGGUCAGUCACGAUGGCUUUACAGUCGGGUACAAACACAGUCCCCUGCAGAAGAGUCAGAAAGAUGUAAUGCUAUACUAUUAGUUACCAUAGCCGCAUCAUUUUAACAGUAACAAGUACAGAGCGCAGGGGAACCCAACUUACCUUGAACGUGGACAACCUCGAACUGACGAGACCAGCGCGCCGAUGCCCGAUCACGUCAGCAGGAGGAGGCGUUCAAGA